Messenger RNA from Priceomyces carsonii, 2067 nucleotides. RefSeq names its product Zn(II)2Cys6 transcription factor domain-containing protein. Gene Ontology annotation, molecular function: DNA-binding transcription factor activity, RNA polymerase II-specific; zinc ion binding. Lineage: Eukaryota; Fungi; Ascomycota; Pichiomycetes; Serinales; Debaryomycetaceae. The record is from RefSeq and is a predicted model, not a curated record. Gene Ontology annotation, biological process: regulation of DNA-templated transcription. The transcript has a single exon. The coding region runs from base 1 to 2067 and encodes 688 amino acids.
AUGGGGUCUAAGCUACGUGUAAUCCAGAAAACGAGGACAAGGACACCUAGAUCAUGCUUUGCAUGUCGAAAGAAGAAGCGGAAAUGUGAUAGGGGGACCCCUUGUAUGAAUUGUGUCAAGAGCAAGACCGUCGAUCUAUGCGUCUACGAGCAAUUUGAAGAGCCAACUAUAAGUACAAAGAAUGCUCAAACAGCCCUCUUGACGGAGGAGUUAAAGGCCAGUCAAGAAAGAAUCAAGUACUUGGAGACUUUGGUUCUGCUCAAAUUUAAUGAUCCCUCCUUGAUCGCUUUUGAUAAGCUGCCGCGCGAAGAUGAAGAUGGAGUGGAUUUGAAGCUAACUCUGAAGUAUGAUACCAUGUUGAUAGACCAUGGGAGACUUGUUCGUACCGGUCCAACGUCUAUGAAGGCUAAUAUUGUCAAUGACUCGUAUUGUCGUCGAUUUAUCUCUGAAUACUCUGGUAUACAAACUAAGGGUCCUAGAACGUCUAUUAAAGAUGGUGAAGGCGAUGUGAGUGUAGUGGACACUGUGAAUAUCAAUAAAGAGGUAGAGCAGGCUAAAAUAUUAUUUCCCGAGCUUUCAUUUGUUUUACCAUUAAUAAAUAGGUUCUUUGAAUAUGGGCCCUCAUCGAGUGCGAUUCUUGAAAAAGAUCGGUUCCUACUGGACGUAUGGACAAUAAUAGAUACGAAUGGCAAGGAGAAGCUCAAGAUCAAAGAAAGUAAGCAUUAUGUGAUCUUGGCAGAGCUUUUGGUCGUUUUACGGAGUGCUUAUGUUACAUUUCUAAGACCAGAUCAUAUAGGAGAUGAUGAGAUCCUGAAGGAUAUUCGAAGCGGUAAACUCGAUGUUCCAAGUAAACUCAGUGAUAUUGCAGGAAGAAUACUCUCAUCUCUAGAGACUCCUGACUCUUCCACCUUGUUCAUGGUACGAGCUAACAUUCUCUAUAUUCAUUAUAGACGAUUCAGCCGCGAAGGGUACCGGGUAGAAGAAUACAUGUUGCUGAGACUAAAUUCUGUGGCACAGAUCUUAAGAUAUCAUGGAUUAACGACUGAGUGUCCUAAUGCAAAGGAUUUUUUAACUGCAUCAGAGAUAUUUUCCUGGAAACAGUUGUGGGUGAUGGUAUUGUCAAUGUAUUCGUCAUUAUGUUUUGACGCUGGUGUAUCAUUCCCUGUUCCCGAAGAGGAGCUUAAUAUUUUGGUUAAUCUUGGCGGUGAAAAAUCCAUCAUAAAAGAGAUCCCGUCAAUGCGAGUGCUAGCUAUGAAGAUUUGCUGGGUGAAAAUAUUGAGCUCAAUCAUCAGAGACUCUCAUAAACCUGAAGGAAUCUCCAGAGAAAAUAUAUUUAGCUUCAUCAAUGACAGUAAUAGCUUAUUGGUAAGUAUGAAUUCAAUUGAGCAAUUGCUCAAUGACCCAAGUAAUGUCAAAGAAAGAUUAGAAGAGUUUAGACUUCGAAUCGAUUUAAUGGUGAAACUUUUCUCCACUCAUUUUAAAUUUUCUUCGAUUCUCAUUGAAGAUAAAGACCGCUCUUUAAGGACGAAGCAAUAUAUGCAAGCUUUUGCGUAUGGAUUGACAAUCUUUAGGCUAGCGUCGGACCUAAUGACCAACACUCAUCAAUCUGACUUGUGGAGUAUAAUAUCUUCCUCGAUUUAUAAUGCAUUGGUAAAAGUUUCUGUACUCGUUUCCUCAUUGUACACUAGGAUAUAUGAAGGGGUAAUUACUGGUGUUGAAUUCGUUACAUUUCUCCAAAGUUCUCAAUUCAAUCCCUUAGUGGAAUGGCUUGGUUUGUCCCAACAGAAACUACUGGAACCACAAGUGAUUGCCUCAUUGAAUGAGAAGUUCUGGAAUGUGUACGAUAAUUUGAAGACAAAUCCCGAGGCAGAUUUCUUUAAGAGUAAGUCUUAUCAUAUCAUCAAAACCUAUCUCAUUCCCUACUUCAACCAAAGAUUUGACUUUCCCAUUUUCCGCCAAGAUGAGCAGAAGGGCGCCGAUCUCUCACUUAAUGAACCAGAUAUCGAUUUUGCAUUCCUUUGGGAUGACUACUUUGAUAUUAACUUUGGAUCCCAUGCCUCCUAUUAA